Baudoinia panamericana UAMH 10762 is the source of this 813-nucleotide messenger RNA. RefSeq lists its product as uncharacterized. The transcript is spliced from 3 exons. NCBI's taxonomy places the organism in Eukaryota, Fungi, Ascomycota, Dothideomycetes, Mycosphaerellales, Teratosphaeriaceae. The record is from RefSeq and is a predicted model, not a curated record. The annotation marks the transcript as partial.
CGGCUCGUCAUCUUCACGUCCCACACCCAGCGGCAGCAAUACUCUCCAAGUCCCAGGCGCAUCCUCACAGCACAAUGGCAUCCCCGCCGCAUCACGACGAUCAAUGGAGGACGAGAACCGUCCACUGCCCAAAGGUUGGAUCCGGUCAUUCGAUCCACAUACACACCAUCAAUUCUUCGUCGACACCACCAAAGACCCGCCUCGCAGCAUCUGGGUCCACCCAUAUGACGACGACCAAUACCUCUCCACCUUGUCGUCGGAAGACCGCGAGCGCAUAGAACAAGAAAGCAUGGGCCGCGGUCACCCGCCCAGUAAGCAAGACAUGAUCGCGCACCUGACCGACGAUGAAGAAGAAGACGACGACCAACGUCACGCAGGGGGCGCGUCCUCAUCCUCCACCUCCAAACCCCACGCCUCCGUAGAACUGCCUCCCCGCCCCACGGACCAGGACAAGGACAAGGGCAAACAAGGCUUCGGCCGCAAACUUAAAGACAAAGUCACCGGCACCACGCACGAGCAGCGCGUGCAAGAACGCGAGCGUCGCGCCGCCGAGGAGCAGAGAAUGUACGAGCAGCAUCAACGCAUACGCCGCGCCAUGGCCGAGGCACAACGGACGGGACAGCCGCAACUCCUCGGCAAGGACAAAGACGGCAAGGAUGUCUACAUCGAGCCGCCCGCGUAUCAAGGAGGUUAUGGAGGGUAUCCGGGCGGGUAUGGGUAUAAUCCGUAUGGGAGUGGUGGAGUGUACACGACACCCAACGCGCGCUACAUCCGCCCCGCAGACCCGUACUCGAGACCGUAUGGAUAUGGCUA